AUGGAAAGUGCCAGAGCUGACACCCUGCUCCCCAAGAGAGACUCAGAGUCAGUGAUGGACUCAGGAGCCUUCCAUGGCCAGGGAGACACCCCCAGCAUCCUUCCAGCGAGGAGACAUGACUCCUGUUCUCCUGCGGCCUGUCGGCGAGUGGAGCAAGGCCGUGCUGAGUUUGCGGACAUCUUCCUGGGACCCCCUCCGCCUGGGAUGCAGCCUUUUCUCUUCCUCCCCGGCAUGCUUGAGAAGACCGGCAACAGGCCCAAAGGUGGCCAGAAUCCCCCAGAGGUGGUAUCCACCGUCCAGGAGCCUCCAGGAGACACCAGGCCUGACGGGACCGCAGUAGAGCCGUCGACAGCUGCGUAUCUAGGGGAGUAUGUGGCCAUGAUCUGUGACGUGACCACGCCUCCAUUCCUGGGCCACAGGCUGCCCACCACCUUCAAACACCUGCGAGUCUUGGCGAAGGGGGACAGCCAAUGGCCCCAUGUUCCCGAAGCUCACCCAGAAGCUCUAAGCUAGAGGCCACUCCUGGCCGGUGGACAUAAAGGAGGGAAGGCCACCCUCCCCUGAACGGAAGUUCACGCUGCCUCACCUAGGGACCACAUCCUCUAUUCCUAGACAGCCUGGAGCUGGGAACAGGUCCGUGUGAGCCCUGUGGCU
Molecule: messenger RNA, 654 nt
Organism: Microtus ochrogaster (prairie vole)
Lineage: Eukaryota; Metazoa; Chordata; Mammalia; Rodentia; Cricetidae
Gene: Morn1
Product: MORN repeat-containing protein 1-like
Exons: 5
Coding region: 1-513 (170 amino acids)
Source: RefSeq, a predicted model, not a curated record